AUUCAAGACGCGAACGUGUAAAUGCGGUUUAAAAAAAGUGUUUAAUUAAAUAAAAUAAAAUAAAUAAAUUUGGGGAGAAACAAAGAACCACAAAUAAAAAAAUACAAUUAUAAAAAAACAAAUCAACAAUGACACUUAAUACCCCUAGACAGCGUGAAUUUUUACUGCUGUUGCCAAUAUUGAUAACAACACUAACAUGCCUCUCGGCUGGAGCCCUUCAACUUGACCUUAAAGACACCUGUUCGGGCAGUUCAUUGUACUACUGCACUUUAACUAAUCUAACCAGUUCCUUUGAAGAACCUUUGGUAUGGAAUACCAAAUCAACAACAGAACAACUUAAUGAAUUAUUAAUCUACAACUCGGUUAUGGGACGUUUACCAUCAGCGAUAUUUGAAAUUGCUCCCAAACUGCAUACGCUUAUAAUGCACAAUUGUGCUUUAAAUAAUAUAAUGCCCAUGGAUUUUGAAAAGGCCUCCCAAUUGCACAAGUUGGUGCUGCAACGCAAUCGUUUGUUUAUCAUACCCGAACGUGUAUUUGCCGGUUUAUUUGCUCUGGAAGAGCUUUAUCUUUCGCACAAUACUAUACACAUGAUUCAUCGUUAUGCUUUUGUACGUUUACAGAGAUUAAAAUAUUUGGAUUUGCAGGAAAACGGCAUACGUACUUUACCGGAGGGUGUAUUCGAAGAUCUUAUCAAUGUGGAACAUAUUGAUUUGAGCUAUAACGAGCUAGAGGUCAUCAAUGCCAAUACAUUUCUUAAGAAUCUCAAACUUAACACUCUCUUGCUGAGUGGCAAUAAUUUCUCUGUAUUUGAGCCCAAUUCUCUGAUGAAUUUGAAUCAUUUACAUAUACUAGACUUGAGCAAUACUUAUUUAGAAGAGCUGCAGCUACAAUCGGUGGAUUUGCUAUUGGUUCAGGGUAGUAAACUGAAACGUUGCACAAUAGAUUCGGUUAUUAAAUUAAAUGCUGCCAAUAAUGCUUUAAAGAAUAUCACCAUACAUGAUAAAUUGGCUGUUCGGGAAUUGGAAUUACAUGGUAAUCUUUUUGAAACUUUAGAUGACUUAGUGGGCAUGUUGAAUCUACAAAAGCUGGAUAUUUCUAAAAAUCAAUUGUCUUCGCUGAAAACCUCACAUUCGCCUUUAUAUUUACCUUUACCAAAUCUUAUUUCUCUUAAUUUGGCUUCUAAUCGUUUGCAAAAUUUAACUUCUGAUAAUUUUGUGUUUCUGCUUAAGCUUAAGAGUUUAGAUUUGGCUUUCAAUCAUUUGAUACGUUUGGAUUCCAGUAUUUUCCAACCGCUUAUCAAUUUGGAGAAUUUUUAUGUAGAAGGCAAUCGUUUGUAUGAAUUCAAUUAUGCUGAGUUUAAAGAUUCUCAUACAUUUUUACGUGAAGUGGGCAUAUUUGAAAAUGAUUGGGAAUUCCGUUACCUAAAACACAUGUUAAACUAUUUCCGUAAUCGUGGCAUACAUCUACCCAUGCGUUUUACUCCUGCGGAUUCUUUAUCCUCCACCUCUGCUGCCAGUUUCCAUGAUACUACCGAUGCUUCAGUUUUUAAAUCGUCCUCUAGCUCUAAUGUUCAUCGUGAUAUGGAUGAAGUGGAUAUUUUAAAUGAUAUGAAUCGUGCUCGUCAAUCUUCGGCCCAUUUGGAUACCCAUGUCGAGUGUACACAUCAAGCUUCUCUAACUGGGGUUUCUGGCAUUCAUCCCUAUUGGACUACUCGUGAUGUUUUAGCUUUAAUUACUUUAAUUGUAGUUUUAGUGAUUUUAAUUUUGCAAUUUUUUCGCAUUUUACAAGAGGAACGAUGUUUGCCUUCGUGGUGUCGUUGCUGUUUAGAUUUGGCUUCUCGAGAAACGGAACCCUUACAUCCGCGUCAUAGACCAUUGGUGGAAGAUACUACGAAUGUUUAGGUUUUAAGUGAAAUAUUCCAAUAAAAGUGUAUGUGAUUUUCUAUAAAUAACA
Messenger RNA from Lucilia sericata (common green bottle fly), 1953 nucleotides. RefSeq names its product insulin-like growth factor-binding protein complex acid labile subunit. The record is from RefSeq and is a predicted model, not a curated record. Bases 129 to 1901 code for a protein of 590 amino acids. The transcript has a single exon. Gene Ontology annotation, molecular function: protein binding. NCBI's taxonomy places the organism in Eukaryota, Metazoa, Arthropoda, Insecta, Diptera, Calliphoridae.